AUGUUAUCGGCUCAUUCAGCCGGUCAACUGGCUAUCAUUUGUUCAAUUGGUGCUGUUGUUACCGUCUUUCUCUAUGUACCCGCUCUAAUCAUGAAGAUCAAUGCUAUCAAUGAGAGGCUGAAAAUUGACUCUGACGAGUUUCGCGUGAUGGCUGAUGCAACUUGGGGCCAAUUGGUGAACACGAGAAGAAUGCCAAGAUCGAGAAGACAGUCUUACGACAAUCCCCGUGUCUAUCCACUUCAUACAGCCUAUGUGAACAAUGACGCUUUCGUUGAAAGCCCAUCGAGCACUUGCAGCUGUCAAGCUCAGAACUCGUGCCCUGCCGGCCCACCGGGAUCUCCGGGAAAAGCGGGAAUGGAUGGACAACCAGGUUUAGCAGGAGAAAUGGGUUCACCUGGAUUGGCUGGGAUUGCACCACCUGUCACCAUUGAUCCGAAUCAAGGAUGUCGCGUGUGUCCAAAUGGACCUCGAGGAAUGCCUGGACCACCUGGGGAAUCAGGCCCACCGGGACAAGACGGACAACCAGGAAAUCCGGGUAGACCAGGAGAGCAAGGAAGAGAAGGAUAUGGAGGAAAUCCGGGAAUACCUGGAGAAGCCGGGAAAUCUGGAAAGGUGGGAGAACAAGGGCCACCAGGUAGAGAUGGGACAAGAGGAGCAAAGGGACCACAAGGACCGAAAGGAGACUCGGGACCACUUGGGCAAAAGGGACCAGAGGGAUAUCCGGGUCCAGACGGGCAACGAGGUCAAGAUGGAGAUGCGGGACCUGUGGGGCCACCGGGAAUCCCUGGAAUGCCUGGAGAAGGCGGACAACCAGGAAUGCCUGGAACACCGGGUCUACCCGGCUCCGAUGGUCAAUACUGUAAGUGUCCACCGAGAAGCGCGGGCGUCAAUAAACCGGCCACAUACGAGACACAGCCGGCUCCAUACGAUAACCCAUCAGCCGGAGUGCAAGCUGCCUCCUCUCCACCCUCAUAUGCUCCAAAUCCGUAUGAUGCUGGUGUUGAAGCGGCACCGAGAAAUCCCUACCGAAAAUGGAAAUGGCAU
Molecule: messenger RNA, 1044 nt
Organism: Mesorhabditis belari
Lineage: Eukaryota; Metazoa; Nematoda; Chromadorea; Rhabditida; Rhabditidae
Source: the annotation of a GenBank genome assembly